UGUACAGUUACUGGGAUCUUUAAGUGUGUUUGAAAGCAACAACAGCAAAAUGUUGACUGUUCUUAUCUUGCUGAGUCUCCUGAAGUCCUACAGUGCCAGUGAUAAACCCAGUGAUUAUGAGACAAUACCAAGUAUAAAAGGAGGAUAUGGUCCUAUUAUUCCAGAGCAUGACCAAGGAGGGUAUGGUUCAAUGAAAACAGAUUAUGGUAUCUUUGGAGACCCUCAUGCAGUAUUUACAGGCAAAAUGCCUCUGAAUGGAUUUCCAGUGGAGAAAUUUGUUAUCGCAUCCAGUCAAAUUUGCAAGGACAAAAGAGGCAUUUGCAAAAGUCCCUGUCAAGAGGGUUUUACCAGCUUCAAUAAUAUGUGCUAUAAAUACAUCCACCGCAGACUAUGUUUCCAUGAUGCAGAGAUGCACUGUCGAAAUAACUACCCUGGCGGUCACCUUGCCUCUGUACAUUGUAAUUUGAAUCAUCAGUUGCUCAGAGACCUUGCAAAGGAUGCUUACUACACCCACCCCAUGACUUGGAUCGGUCUCACAGACUGUAGCAAAGAGUGCCAUUUCCUAUGGACCGAUGGAACAGUUUCAGACCACACAGAAUGGUGUCCUGGUGAACCCUCUGACCAAGUUGGAAAAGAAAACUGCGUGGCCAUGAACCAUAAACUUCAAUAUCUCUGGACUGAUGAGGAAUGCAAAAAUGAGUUUAAUUUUAUCUGUGCCUAUCGAUUGGGCUGCCCGGGAGAAGGCUGUAACCAACUCUAAGAACAACAUCAGAAAGGAUUCUUUUUUCCAGUGUCACUUUUGACCUGUCUUGAAAUGGCAUUUUUAAUCUCAUUUUGGAAUUAUAAUCUGUUCUGAGAUUGUAGAAACCAAUAAAGUAGUGAAGCAUCA
Callorhinchus milii (elephant shark) is the source of this 889-nucleotide messenger RNA. Its product is annotated as lectin-like. The coding region runs from base 50 to 760 and encodes 236 amino acids. Gene Ontology annotation, molecular function: signaling receptor activity. The record is from RefSeq and is a predicted model, not a curated record. The transcript has 6 exons. NCBI's taxonomy places the organism in Eukaryota, Metazoa, Chordata, Chondrichthyes, Chimaeriformes, Callorhinchidae.